AUGUCUUCUUCCUCCAGCAAAUGGGUCCCCUUGGAAGCAUCUCCAGAUGUAUUCAACGCCUGGUCGACCCCCCUGGGCCUUCCAUCCUCUUUGACAUUUCAAGAUCUCUUUUCUCUCGAUUCCGAAUUCCUCCAAUUCAUACCUCACCCCCAUCGAGCGGUUUUACUUUUAUUCCCAUCAAGGGGGAAGCUACACGAUGAACGUGAGAGGGAAGAGAAGGAUGGCGAGGGUGUAUGGAAGGGCGAGGGUGUAUGGUGGAUUAAACAAACUAUUCCAAACGCCUGCGGCUCAAUAGGUCUUCUCCACGCCCUACUGAACUUGCCUCCAAAAGGACCGGACGCUUUGAAUCCAGAUAGUCAAUUGAUGAAAUUCAAGUCUGCUUCUUUACCUUUAUCGGCUUUGGAUCGAGCGAAGUUGCUCGAUGAAUCGGAUUUCUUCACCCAGGCUCAUACCACUGCUUCUCAAUCUGGACAAUCGUCUAUUCCUGAUGAUCUUGAUGUCGAUACGCAUUUUAUCACUUUUAUAGAAGCUGUCAAUGAGAAGGGCGAAAAGAGGAUUGUGGAGCUUGAUGGAGGUAGGAAUGGGCCAUUCGAUAGAGGACAUAGUGAGAGCUUCUUAGAGGACGUCGCCAAAGUAGUUCAAGAAAAAUACUUCGAUAGAGCAGAAGGUGAUACGAGUUUCAAUAUGAUUGUACUUGCUGGUCAGCCAGAGGAUUAG
Kwoniella botswanensis is the source of this 717-nucleotide messenger RNA. RefSeq lists its product as uncharacterized. Gene Ontology annotation, cellular component: cytoplasm. Gene Ontology annotation, biological process: protein deubiquitination; ubiquitin-dependent protein catabolic process. The transcript is spliced from 6 exons. The coding region runs from base 1 to 717 and encodes 238 amino acids. NCBI's taxonomy places the organism in Eukaryota, Fungi, Basidiomycota, Tremellomycetes, Tremellales, Cryptococcaceae. The record is from RefSeq and is a predicted model, not a curated record. Gene Ontology annotation, molecular function: cysteine-type deubiquitinase activity.